ACCCCCAUGUACUUCUUCCUCAGCCACUUGGCCUUCACAGAUGUCUCCUUUACAUCUGUCACUGUCCCUAAGAUGUUGAUGAACAUGCAGACUCAGGAUCAAUCCAUUCUCUAUGCAGGGUGUGUAACACAGACCUAUUUUUUCAUAUUUUUUGCUUGCAUUGAUAACCUUCUUCUUGCAGUGAUGGCCUAUGACAGGUAUGUGGCUAUUUGUCACCCACUGCAUUAUGCCAGCCUCAUGAGUGAGAAGCUAUGCAUAUGUCUGUUGGCUGUAUCCUGGCUCCUCUCCUGUGCCUAUGCCCUGACCCACACCCUCCUCCUGGCUCAAUUGUCCUUCUGUGCUGACCACUUCAUCCCCCACUUCUUCUGCGACCUUGCUGCACUCCUGAAGUUGAGCUGUUCAGACACCUCCCUCAAUGAGCUGGUCAUCUUUACUGUGGGAGGAAUGAUUUUCAUCCUGCCUUUGAGUAGUAUCCUGGGCUCAUAUAUUUGUAUAGGGACAGCAGUUCUGAGUGUCUCUUCCACCAAGAGAUUCUUUAAAGUUUUUUCCACCUGUGGCUCCCAUCUCUUUGUGGUGUCUUUAUACUAUGGGACACUUGCUAGUGUUUACUUUUUUUCAUCAUCAUGGGACUCCACUGACAAAGACAUAACUGCUUCUUUUGUGUAUGCAGUAGUUACUCCCAUGCUGAACCCCUUCAUCUACAGCCUCAGGAACAGAGACAUAAAACAGGCCUUAGAGAUACUUGUCAGUAGGGCUAACUUCUUGAAGUGA
Messenger RNA from Sus scrofa (pig), 771 nucleotides. RefSeq names its product olfactory receptor 1J4-like. The record is from RefSeq and is a predicted model, not a curated record. Gene Ontology annotation, biological process: G protein-coupled receptor signaling pathway. NCBI's taxonomy places the organism in Eukaryota, Metazoa, Chordata, Mammalia, Artiodactyla, Suidae. Gene Ontology annotation, molecular function: olfactory receptor activity; G protein-coupled receptor activity. Gene Ontology annotation, cellular component: membrane.